Messenger RNA from Bactrocera dorsalis (oriental fruit fly), 3849 nucleotides. Its product is annotated as mucin-5AC. The transcript is spliced from 5 exons. The coding region runs from base 423 to 3608 and encodes 1061 amino acids. NCBI's taxonomy places the organism in Eukaryota, Metazoa, Arthropoda, Insecta, Diptera, Tephritidae. The record is from RefSeq and is a predicted model, not a curated record.
AUUGACUAUAGACGUCGCCGUCUACAGCUCAGACGGACGACCUGUUAAGCGCUGGGCACACAGUGCUUUAAGUUGUGGUGGCGAACUGUGGCAAGACACGCUUAAGAAACGCGCGCUUAUUAAAACUGUAGAACUCGUGCGGUGCGGACGUAUUUUUUGACUUUCCGCGUUCACAUUAACUACACAGAAAGUGAAAUAAGUUACACCACAGUACAAAUGUACGCUACUUAAUUUAGUAAAUCGUGCUGCUAUGGCUAUUUAAUGCCUUCUUAUACUAUCGAAAUAUAAAUGUUGCUUCAAUCGUUUUAAUUACAUCUCUUGAAAGAAAGUGAAGUUAACCGUUAAAGUGAUUUCAAGUGCCAAACAACCAAGAAACAAAAUUUAAGAAAGCAUAUACAAUUGCCGUAUAAUCCAAAGCGGGCAUGAUGCGGUCACCAAACAGGCGUAUGCCUCAUCAGGGUCUGAACAGACUUUGGAUAGCCACUACCAUUUGUGCCAUUACCGUCUUGAGCGGGUCAUUUGUGCACCCCGCUUUUGGAGCACCAGCCAAACUUGAUGGUAUUGGGCCACCACCAGAAUCACCAUUCCCUUUAGAAGCACAACCGACACAAUUUUCCGAUGCGAUAGCUGCGGCUCUUAAUAAUGAAAAUAGUGCCAGAGACGUUAAAGGCUUCAGCAAAAAUCAACCAUCGGCGGUCGAUAGUUAUGGUAAUCCGAUUGAGGCGCUUAAACCCAUCGAUACACCUGAUGGGCGGAAGGUAAUCAGUGCGCAAGGUUUACAAUUUGAAAUACCCAACUAUGCUUCGGGCAUAACUGAGAUAAAGAAGCCGGCCGAUGACUUACUGCCACCAUUCAUUGAUCCCAUUGCCGUUGCUGUGUCGACUGAUGGAGAAACCGGUACCAGUUCAGUUCCAGGACAUUUGGCUACAGCAAUCGCGUCAACCACGGUGGAUGUGGAAAAUGCUCAGCUAGUCGAAUUGAAUCCAAAAAGCACGAAUGUGCUUACUACAAGCCAAACAGAUAAAAAAUUACCAAAACAUAGUCUUAACUCGUUGCCAUCAUAUAUACUUGAGUUAAACGACCCGGAUAUUGGAGGACCUGUGGAAUACAUGCCAGCUGAGGAUGGAUCAUCCUUGAAAGUUAUCGCAUGGGAUUUAUUACCACCACUAGAACAAGAACCUACCAUAAUUACUGCGGAAAAUCAUUUACCAAAAUUUGUAUCUGGUACACAUAACAAUAAAGUAUCUUUAACUGCGGGACAGAGCUUCAGUGCACAAGCAUCUGAAAUUGGUGUUUCCAAUAAAGGAAGUGUUUCCGUGGCAUCCCUUACUAGUACUCAAGAAAAUAGGAUUCAUUCUACGAGCUCAACUACAACUACUCCCAAAUCGACUACCGCGCGUACGACGAGGCCCACAACCACAACUACGACGACAACGACGAGAGCUACUACGACAACCCGCCGUCCAACCACCACAACAACACGUCGUACGACAACUACUAGACGUAAUCCAACAACUACAACAACAACCACAGCAACACCACUUAAUCCAAACGACUUUUUCCAAUUAGAAAAUGGUGACUCAUAUACUCUACCAUCCUGGUUAGCUGAUAUUGAUGAUCCCGAAUUGGAUGCAGCAGUUAGUUUUAUUCCACCAGAAAAUAUACACGAAUAUAAUGAUACUAUUUCGCGGGAUAUUCUUCCUCCACUUGAACCAUAUACCGAUCUUAAUGACAUUGAGUUGCCUGAGGAGCUUCGUACAACUUCCACCACUACCAGUCGGCCCCGUACCACAUCUACGACUUCUAAGCCUCGUCAAGCAUUUACUACCACCGCUAAAAGUGUAACUGUAUCCACACCUCGACCACAUUGGGUACGCGCUUAUCCUACAACUGCCAAACCAACCACUACUACAACCACUCAAAGACCCAACUCUUUUGAUGAUCGUUUUUCUUCCAAUCAUAUUGCACAAACGCAUGAUUCGACAUUUGCCUCAUCUUCUACCUUUCCCAAUUCGAAAGUGCACACGUCAUUCCUUAGUAACAGCGUCAUCAGUACCACGACUAGCACGACGACACCAAAACCUCGACUAACGACAUCGGCGGCACCAUCACACCAUAUCAAUAGAUAUCAACAAGACAACAAUAGAUUUAAUGAAAAUUCUUCCACUAUCGCAGAUCAUACAGCAAGUACUGAAGUGAAAACCAUUCAAGAAGUGACAACAUCAAAAUUCUCUAAUUCAAAUCCCUUCUUGCCAGCACACAAUAGUGCCACACGUCCGUUUUCGUCUCAGAAUGCAAAUAAAUUUACUACCGUCACUACAACGACUACUACAACUACAACUCCGGCAACUCCAAUAGAAGAAAAUCCGUUCGAUUCCGUCACUUUACCAUCGUGGUUAGCUGAUUUCGAUUAUCCCGACUUGGCUCCAGGUGUGCCGUUCAUAUACAAUGCUGAGGAAUCGAAUUCGGAUGUCUCCAAUGAUUUGCUGCCACCUUCGCAACUGUCUGCUGAAACAACAAAACCAAUUUUCAUAACAUCCUCUCCCACAUCCUUUAACUCCUUUCAAAUUGCACCAAGUUCAACUAAUCGGCACGAUUCCACUUUCGCUUCCGCCUCCACCUCUACUACACGUACUUUCGCUUUUAAUAAUUCCCCAUCAAAAGUCAUCACAACUGCCAAACCAUUCAGCAUCCAAAAUCCAUUCGCGAAAGUGCCUAAUAGCAACAAUAACAAUCAAGAGGCAAUCACUGUGCCACCAGUGCUAUUUAGUCCACCAACCGCAGAUGCUGAGAGUACAGUCGACAUUGUGGCCGUGAACGAUGUCAGCAAGGCAGAUCCCCGUUUUGAUCGUGAAAACGCAGCAACAACAGCUGACCAAUUUCAUAACAACAAACAUUCCUCAUCAAGUUUUAAUAAAAAUUUUGCAGCUCCAUUCGAACCAACGUCGACGGCUGGCAGCGCCGAUACAUCGGCUUCCACAGAUCAAGAUUUUGGUAGCUCAACGAAAACCACAUUUUCGAAAAGUAACGAAGGCAAAGUAAUUACCAACAACGUAUUUGGUACUUCCAGCGGCGUUACAAGCGCAUCUAAACAAGUUGGAUUUAGUGCAGGUACCACUUCCGGGCAAGCAGCUUUCCAAAAAGACUUCCAACAUAGUAGCAGCAGUUUCAUCGGAACUUCAAAUACCUUCAGUAAGGCUUCAACUCCGAGCGCGUUCUCAACCUUUAACGGCGCUCAACAAAGCACGAAUUUCAAUAGUUUUAAUAACAAAGGCAAUAAUAGACCAGUAAGCAAUGUAAAUACUGGAAAAUACACUGGAGGUUUUGGCGGAUCUCCAGGUGUUUUGGGUAGUGGAAAAUUAGGUUCCGCAGUGCGAUCAGAUGGAUCCAUACGCCCUGCGAACGUUGCAUUUACACAGGGAACGGCCAUUACACCUACAGCACCACCAAAGCUUCCAACGAAUCCUAACUUUGCAAAUCGCGUUGGAAUUUCAACUUCCACCGGUUUCGCGGUCGACACUGGAGUCGGUGCUAAUAAGUACCAAGGCACAUUCGGUGGACCACCCGGAGUGUUAAGCCCGUUUGACAAUGUCAAAGCAAAUAAAUAGAAAUAAGGACAGCUACGAACUCAUCGCAGCAUCAAAAAUUAUUUAUUUAUAACAUACUUUUGUUUUAACAAUAUGUCAGAGAGUAGUAUUUUAGAAUAUCUUUCGCAAUUCUGGUUACAUUGAAUAUCGAACAUGUUAAGACAAUGUUAAUCCCAUACUUUUCUAUAUGUGCUUAUGUAUGUAUGAUCAUGAGUGUAACAUUUUAUGUAAUUGCAAAUAAAAAUUAAAAAAUUGCUUAUAA